GUGGGAAAUAAGAACUGUGCGCUGCUAGCUAACGCUUCACAGCUGUUGCCAGCGGGGGUAACGGCCGGAAAAGACGCGCGGUGGCCGGCUACGGGACCAACCGGACUGUCGGUAGGUUCUUCGCACUUUAAGGAGAAAGUUUACGCUGAAGGAUUACUGCUAGUAGCCCCCUGUUUUCUUGGACAUUAUCCGACCAUCAUGCCCUCGUCUAAAUAGCUGCGGUGGAGGUCGAGGAUGGCCGCAGACGUGGAUAAAAGAAGCCCCGAGGAAGAGAGCAAGAUCUGGCCGCAGAACGGUGCCCGGACCCCGGGCUCCGGAUCGCGGACCUGCAGGGGGCUGUGGACCCUGCUGGUGGUCUGCGCGGUCCCUCUCCUCGCUGUCGGGAUCAAGUACUACCAAGAUGCCCAGCUGCUCAGACGUCAUGAGGAGAGCGUCAGGACUCUGGGCGCCGAGGGCCUUUUCCUCUUCUCCUCCCUGGACACCGACCGUGACCUCUAUCUCAGCCCGGAGGAGUUCAAGCCCAUCGCAGAGAAGCUCACAGGAAUCACAGCCCCGGUGGACUUGGAGGAGGAGGUGAUCCACGACCCCAACGGGGAGACUCUGACCUUGGAGGCCAGAAUGCAGCCUCUGCUGCUCGACUCCAUGACGAAGAGCAAGGACGGGUUCCUGGGGGUUUCUCACAGCUCUCUGAGUGGCCUGCGCUCUUGGAAGAGCCCAGCAGUGCCUUCUUCGUCGUUCUCUGCCGGCCAGUUCAGGGUGUUCCUGCCCCCAAAGAACAAGGUGGAGGUGGGAGACACGUGGUGGGUGAUUCCCAGCGAGCUCAACAUCUUCACCGGAUACCUUCCCAACAACCGAUACCACCCUCCCACACCGAAGGGCAAAGAGGUUCUGAUCCACUCCCUGUUGAGCAUGUUCCACCCUCGUCCCUUCAUCAAGUCCCGCUUCGCCCCGCAGGGCGCCGUCGCCUGCAUUCGCGCCAGCAACGACUUUUACUACGACAUCGUGUUCAGGAUUCAUGCAGAGUUCCAGCUCAACGACGUCCCAGACUUUCCCUUCUGGUUCACUCCGGGCCAGUUCACCGGCAACGUUGUCCUCUCCAGAGACGCGUCCCACGUCCGCCACUUCCACCUCUACGUCCCCAGUGACAGGUCUCUGAACGUGGACAUGGAGUGGCUCUACGGAGCCAGCGAGAGCAGCAACAUGGAGGUGGACAUCGGUUACCUGCCGCAGUUGGAGCUGCAGUCCACCGGCCCGUCCACGCCGUCGGUCAUCGUGGACGAGCAGGGCAACAUCAUCGACAGUCGGGACGGCAGCAGCGAACCGAUCCAGUUCGUGUUCGAGGAGAUCCACUGGACCUCAGAGAUCAGUCAGCAAGAAGCCGCCCGCCGCCUGGAGGUCACCCUCUACCCUUUCAAGAAGGUGUCCUACCUGCCCUUUUCAGAGGCUUUCGAGCGAGCCGAAGCAGAGAAGAAGCUCGUCCAUUCCAUCCUGCUUUGGGGAGCUUUAGAUGAUCAGUCCUGCUGAGGUUCGGGGCGAACUCUCCGGGAGACAGUCCUGGAAAGUUCGCCCGUCCUGGCGCUCCUCAACCAGAGCUUCAUCAGCAGCUGGUCUCUGGUCAAAGAGCUGGAGAACAUGCAGGCUGAUGAGCAGAACCCUGCGUUGAGCGAAAAGGCCCGCCUGCACCUGGAGCAGUACAAUUUCCCCGUGGAGAUGAUGGUGGCGCUGCCCAACGGAACCAUUGUCCACCACAUCAACGCCAACUUCUUCUUGGACCAAACGGCCAUGAAGCCGGAGGAGGAAGCAGCAACCUUCAGCUUCUCCGGCGGCUUCGAGGACCCCUCCACAUCCACUUACAUCAGCUUCCUGAAAGAAGGGCUGGACCGAGCCCAGCAGUACCUCACACAGUAACAUGUGUGUGUGUGUGUGGUGGAGCCUGAGCCGCUGAGGAAAUGAUAAUCACUCCUCUGGGGAAGGAUCCAAGAUAAGGAAAACCCAACCAACAGUCAUGUAGAGAAGCUUUUCUCUCCAGUGUUGGCAGCUGAGGAACGUUUUGCCUUCUGCCCUCUUUGCUACUAUUUAUUUGGACGUCUCUCUUGGUCAAGUUUUCUAACCAGUAUUUGUAUCGUGAGUAGGUCGUGUACAUAACCCACAGGGAGGCUGUUCCUUCAGACAUUAUGCAUAUUUGAAUGAAACACGAGGGCGUCGCACACGGAGCAGGAACACGUAGACCUUCUGCUUGUAGCUGCUGCUCAGCCUGUCGAGUCACUCCCGAGUGCUCGUGUCAUUCCUACGACAAAUCCCAAGUGCAUCACAACACGGUCUAAUAUUCAGUACUCCUUUUUUCUUUAUGUUGUGGUGUUGCAUGUGCAAUAUUUUACGACCGGGUGUGUUUUCCUGCAGCCCACUUGGACCCAGAGUCGGUCCGGAGCCGCCGUUGCCUCCAGUUCAGCUUCAGCAGUUAGUGAAGACGUCGCCUGAAAGCUCUGGCCGAGCCGGGCGGCGCCUGAUGUUCUCGCUGAGGCCGCUGGAGGGAAACGCCCUCCUCUGACUCACGGGCUGCAGGAACCACCAGACCGGACCGCGGCACAUAAAACCAUUAGUUCAGUUGUUUUCUUAGAGCUCCAGUUUGAAACCAAAUGUUGAAAUAUUUUGCUUUUUUUUUUCUGUUCAGAGGAAGAUGUGACACCAAAGAGCUUUUUUCUUUUUUAAAUAUAUAUAAACGCAGAUAAAGUCCACAUACGGCUUUUCCAUGUUGCUCAUAUUUAAGUAAUCAGUGGAACAAAAUGGUUUUAUCUUUGCUAAAUACUAUUAUUAUCUCUCAGGCUCCAGGUAAAAGUCAUCUGUUUGGUCUUCAACAAGAGGAAAUCUUUGUUUGAACCGAUGUGGGCCUGCAGACCAUCUCCCACCUCACACUUCAUUCUCCUCUUUUCCAGUCAGAAGGAGAAAAAUGUGUUUAAGUUCUAAUUUCAGUUUUCAGUCUGAAACACAAGAACCCAGGGAUCCAGAAAACUCACCUGAAUCGGUCACUCUUAAGUUUUGCUCUUUCAGGUCCACGUGGAGCCUUCACAGGAGGAACACUGUUAUUCUGUAACCUGCCAGUGCCAUUUUUUCACAAAGUGAAAUAAAACUUGUUUUGUUUUUU
Stegastes partitus (bicolor damselfish) is the source of this 3142-nucleotide messenger RNA. RefSeq names its product selenoprotein N (gene selenon). NCBI's taxonomy places the organism in Eukaryota, Metazoa, Chordata, Actinopteri, Pomacentridae. The transcript has 12 exons. Gene Ontology annotation, cellular component: endoplasmic reticulum membrane. Gene Ontology annotation, biological process: calcium ion homeostasis; skeletal muscle fiber development. The record is from RefSeq and is a predicted model, not a curated record.